Messenger RNA from Petromyzon marinus (sea lamprey), 3027 nucleotides. It is a transcript of the gene HS2ST1, whose product is annotated as heparan sulfate 2-O-sulfotransferase 1. Gene Ontology annotation, cellular component: membrane. Gene Ontology annotation, molecular function: heparan sulfate 2-sulfotransferase activity. NCBI's taxonomy places the organism in Eukaryota, Metazoa, Chordata, Hyperoartia, Petromyzontiformes, Petromyzontidae. The record is from RefSeq and is a predicted model, not a curated record.
GGGGGCGCGCGCGCGCGCGGGACCUAGGGUGUAGUACACGUGCUCGCGCGCGCGCAACACACAACACGCAGAUCACGCACAGCACCCACAAGCACGUGUUCCUCCCUCCUUGCCUGCAACACACAGAGAGAGAACGCACGACACACGCUCGCUCGUGUGUCGUGCGUUUGGUGCGCGUGUGCGUGUGUGCGCAACACAACGCGGCCCGGCCCGCCGUGAGUUUUGCCCUGAACGGCGCACAGGCGCCAACCCCGGCUCCGGCGAUCUUCUUCGCGUGUCCCGCUCGCCCCGUCCCGCGUCGGUACGUGCUCGCGCGCGGGCAUGACAAGGCGGAGUUGAUGGGCUUAGCGCGAAGCAUGCCGUCCAAGCUGCAGUUCCUUGCGGCGCUCGGCUUGGUGCUCGCCAUGGUGUACCUCGAGAACCAGAUCCAGCGCCUCGAGGAGUCCAAGGGCAAGCUGGAGCGCGCCGUGGCGCUGCACCAGGUGCGAGCCAUCGAGCAGAGGCACACGCAGGAGCUGGCAACGCGCGCCGAGGGAGGCCCCUGGGGAACGGGGGGCCCCGACGACCUCAUCGUGCUCUACAACCGCGUGCCCAAGACCGGCAGCACCUCGUUCACCAACAUCGCGUACGACUUGUGCGCCCGCAACAAGUACCACGUGCUGCACAUCAACACGAGCCGCAACAACCCCGUCAUGUCGCUGCAGGACCAGGCGAGGUUUGUAAAGAACGUUACGGUGUGGAAGGAGAUGAAGCCGGGAUUUUAUCAUGGACACUUGGCGUUCGUUGAUUUCAGCAAGUUCGGCGCCUACAGAAAGCCCAUCUACGUGAACGUGGUGCGCGACCCCAUCGAGCGCCUCGUGUCCUACUACUACUUCCUGCGCUUCGGGGACAACUAUCGGCCCAGCCUGCGGAGACGCAAGCAAGGGGACAAAAAGACGUUUGACGAGUGCGUGCAAGAGAAAGGCGUCGACUGUGCCCCCGAGAAGCUCUGGCUGCAGAUCCCAUUCUUCUGUGGCCACAGUGCCGAGUGCUGGACGGUGGGCAGCCGCUGGGCUCUGGAGCAGGCGAAGCUGAACCUGGUGAACGAGUACCUCCUGGUGGGGGUCACCGAGGAGCUGGAGGACUUCAUCCUCAUCCUGGAGGCCGUACUGCCGCGCUUCUUCAAGGGAGCCACGGAGCUUUUUAAGAAAGGAACAAAGUCGCAUCUGCGCAAGACGGCGGAAAAGAAGGCGCCUUCGGCAGACACGGUGCACACGCUGCAGCAGUCGGAGGUGUGGAAGCUGGAGCACGAGUUUUACGAGUUUGCGCUGGAGCAGUUCAGCUUCAUCCGCGCGCACACUGUGCGGGAGAAGGACGGGGAGCUCUAUCCCCUCGCCCAGAACUACUUUUACGAGAAGAUUUACCCCAAGCAGAGCUAGCCGCGCCCGCGAGUGUCGCGGAGGGCCCAUCCCCGUGCCGUCCCCCGUGCGUGGCCGCGACGGGAGAAAUGUUCGGCUCGGCACUGUGCGUCUCCGAGAGAAGACGCAACGGGGGAGCCCUGUUCUCUCUGGUCAAAGCGUCCCGCACAGGAAGGGGGGGAGGAGGAAGAGGAGGGGGUGAUUUUGGCGAUCGACUGGAAGAUGGAAGACUUGGUCACAGCAUCGUUUCUGGAUAAUUGUUUUAAAAUGUGAGAGCAUUGGUUUCUUUCAUUUUUUUUUUGGCCACCUGCUUUUGAGUUGCGUGGGGGUUAUUUCUUUUGUUGUCUCUAACAGUAGCCAACUCGGCUGCCCGCUUACCAACCACUACAAUCGAAGGCUCCUAAAGGGCGACAUUUUAUCGCCCUUGUGAGGAAAAUCCACUCUCAAGGAUUGUGAAGUUUCCCGGGGACGUGCGUGCAAAUGUCAAGAUCAAAUGGUAAAGAGAGCAUUGGGGGCAGUCGGGGGCCUGCGCUCUGCUCCGCACGCAACAGACGGCUGAACGGUGGAGGGAAGAAAAAAACUGUUCUUUGAAUAAUGGACGCACGCAGCAACAGCAGCAAAAGGUUGUAUUGUGUUUUGUUUUCUGUCCGGGACCACUCGUGCAUAAUAACUCUUAGACGACGCAUUAUUAUUGUUUUGGAAAUAAAUGUCUCAACGUUGGAUACAUGACGACAGUUUGAAUUAUGUUUAUGUGCGUGUGUGUGCUGUGAUAAUUUAAUUUUUUUUUUUUAUCAGGGAGACGCUCACACACACACACACACGCAAAAUAUAUUCUCAGCUGGUGUGGUGUACAUUUCCUUAAUGAAAAAUCUAGCGAGUAUGGUAAUACUCUUAUGAAAAGAGCAUAUAAAUCAUACCAUUAAUAUUAAUUCACUGGAUAAAACACUGUUUUGAAAAUGAGGGUGUUUUAAAUGGUGUGGUGUAUGUUUUGUAUCUAUGAAUCUCACGGUCUGACAUAGAGUAACAAAGGGUUUUUUUUGUGUGUGUGUUUUUGUACGCAAAACACCUGACCCCACAAACAUUCUCUCCAGGUCAGCUUUGUUGUGGGUGAAGAAAUGUGAAGGUCGUAGAGAAUAAAAACGGAAUUUAGCGAUCGUCAUUUUUCAUCCAAAGUCAUUACGUAGCACUGCACUGUCUGCAGAUUUGAGCAUAAGAAUAAUUGCCUUUUUGAAACAUUCGUGAAUUUAUAACAACAACAAAAAACCCCAUCGUAAUUUUUUAUUAAAUGUCAACAAAACGAGGAGUAUAUAUAUAAAACGUAGCUGUUGCAAAACUAUUGGGUGAGCCUUUUUUGUUUUGUUUUACUAUUUGUGAGAUAAAAAAAGUGACUUUUGUUUUGUGUUCCUGCUUUUUGUCCCAGAAGCCGAUGGGGGCGCGUUUGAAUUUUGUUUUCAUUCAAAUUGGUUUCAACGCCUAAAUGGGGCGACACUGGUUUCUUAUUUUGCUGUAAUGUACCCUAGUUGUUAUUGUCAAAUAGUUUCUGCUCCGUGUGAUAUAUGCUUUUAAGUGUUGCGUGUUUUUAAGUUAGGUUCCCGAGGUACAGUGUGUCUAUGUGUGUGUGUCUUGCAUA